GAGGAAGGAGGAGGAGGAAGAGAGGCGCGCAGGGAAGGCAGGCGAGAGGGAGGAGGGGAGGCUGAGCUGGGCUUGGCUUCCCCUCCGCUCCAUUGAUAGGUAUUAGAAAUUGAUUCCUCGCCGCUGCUCUUUGUUCGGUUCACUCAUUGAUCACGCAGCAGCAGCGGCCAGAAGCAGCGCUAGAGAGGAGGCGGCGGCGGCGGCGGCGCGCGCCCCAGCCGCCAGAGCGCAGCCGGAUUGCCGGGCUGGAUGGACGCGCCGCCGGUCAGCCCUUGGCUGGAGCCACCUCCGCCUCCUCCUCUGCCGGAACCGGAGCGGACUCUCCCCACUGCAAUUUCCCCCGGAUCUGCUGCUGCCGCCGCCGCUCCCGCUUCCUCCUCCGCCCCCUGGCACCUCGCCUCCCCGGCCGGCUCGCAACUUCUCCGGGCUGCAAAGAAGGAGCUUAAUUCCAUUGCUUCCGAACUGGCAGCGCGGCAGGAAGAAAGCGAGCACUCUCAUAAACAUUUAAUUGAACUCAGCCGGGAAUUUAAGAAAAAUGUACCUGAGGAAGUCCGGGAUAUGGUGGCUCCUGUCUUAAAAAGCUUCCAGGCAGAGGUGGUUGCUCUUAGUAAAAGAAGCAAGGAAGCAGAAGCGGCAUUCCUGAACGUCUACAAGCAAUUAAUUGAAGCCCCAGAUCCUGUCCCUGCCCUCGAAACGGCUUGGAGCCUAGAAGGCCGGAUUCAGCAGCUGCAUUGCCUCGGCCCUGAGAACCCACCUUUGAAGGAGCUGAAUCGGAAGUGGAAGAAGAACCCGGAGCUCCUAUGCCCCAAAGAGCAAAGAGAGGGGACACCUCCAGCUGGACUCGUGGUUUCAGAGGGAGCCAGGCUCAUCAGCGUCAAUAGCAAAGUGCUCCUGACGGAAACCUUGCUGCAGAGAAAUGAGGCUGAGAAGCAAAAGGGCCUACAGGAAGCACAAAUCACUUUGGCCGCUCGGCUGGGGGAAGCAGAAGAGAAGAUCAAAGUGCUCCAUUCAGCACUAAAUGCAACACAGACUGAGCUGGUCGACCUACGCUGUAAAUACGAUGAAGAGGCGGCUUCAAAGACAGAUGAAGUGGCCAUGAUCAUGACGAAUCUUGAAAAAGCCAACCAGAGAGCCGAAGCUGCCCAGAGGGAGGUGGAGAGCCUGCGGGAACAGCUUGCAUCAGUCAACAGCUCCCUUCGCAUGGCUUGUUGCUCUCCACAAGGACCCAGUGGGGAUAAAGUGAAUUACUCGCUGUGCCCAGGGCCACGGAUAGAGGCAGUGCUAGCUGCCAAGGACCGGGAAAUCCUCCGGCUUCUCAAGGAAAUUCAGCACUUGCAAAACUCGAUGCAGGAGCUUGAGGAGUCUUCAGCGAAUCAGAUUGCAGACCUUGAACGGCAGUUGGCUUCUAAGAACGAGUCCAUAGAAAAACUGGAAGAAAAACUACGAGCCCAGUCGGAUUAUGAGGAGAUCAAGACGGAACUGAGCAUCUUGAAAGCGAUGAAGCUGGCCUCUUCCAACUGCAGCCUUUCCCAGAGCAUAUCAAAACCCAGUGAUGCUUUGCUUCUGGGAAAAGACUCCUUCUACCCAUCUCAGAAGUACCUUCUGGAAAAACCAGGCCUUGUACCCAGUACUGAGGAGGAUCCCUCAGAAGAUGAGUCAGUGAAGGACUCCAUGGGCACAGACCAGUCUUUCCCUUCCCCUCAGCAACUCUCGCACACACCCAGGGAGGACUCUGCCUCUCCCACCCUCCUCCAGCCCCUCCUGGGCUCCUCCGUGGCUCCAGAAGUACCAAGGACCUUCUCGCUGUCGCCUUUCCCUAGCCUGGGCGCUGCUGAGCGGAUACCGUUAGACUCCCUUCUCCCCAAACAGAUGGGGCCUCCAGGGUUCAAGAGUGAGAUCAGCGGCCUGGUGGCUUUCUCCUCCACCUUCUAUGCUGCCAAAGGGGCAGGCUUACCAGGCAACCCUGGGCCGGGCAUCCCUGCCAACGAGGUGAGCCCACCCAGCGACCAGUCGGAAGGCAGCAAUUCUGGGUCGGCUGACGAGGAGCAGUUGGAUACGGCCGAGAUUGCUUUCCAAGUGAAGGAGCAGCUCCUCAAGCACAACAUUGGCCAACGUGUCUUUGGGCAUUAUGUUUUGGGCCUUUCUCAGGGCUCUGUCAGCGAGAUUCUGGCUAGGCCAAAGCCUUGGCGCAAGCUCACUGUCAAGGGGAAAGAGCCGUUCAUCAAGAUGAAGCAGUUCCUCUCCGAUGAGCAGAACGUCUUGGCUCUGAGGACGAUUCAGGUGCGCCAGAGAGGUAGCAUUACGCCGAGGAUUAGAACGCCAGAAACGGGCUCCGAUGAUGCCAUCAAGAACAUCCUAGAGCAAGCCAAGAAGGAGAUUGAGUCUCAGAAAGGAGGAGAUGCCAAGAGCUCCGCAGUGCCCCAAGCGGUCACAAAUGGCACUGGCAGCACCAGCAACUCGGAAGAUGCCAUCAAAAGCAUCCUGGAGCAGGCCCGCCGGGAGAUGCAAGCUCAGCAGCAAGCCCUGCUUGAUAUAGAAUCGGGCGGCACCAACAGGUCUGCUGCCACACCGCCUGCAGAACGCUCCACCCUGGCGGCUGUCAGCCAGAACAUCGUGCAGGCCUACAUCAAGCAGGAGGAGGGAAUGCUUGGCCCCAAUGCCAGCAGCAGCACGACACAGACAUCCCUGACGGUGCUCUCCCCUGCGGCCUUCGUGCAGAGCAUCAUCCGCAAGGUCAAGUCCGAAAUCGGGGAUGCCGGCUCCUAUUUUGACCAGCACUGGGCAACUGAGAGGAGCUUGCUGAGCCGUCCAUAUACCUCAGUGUCGCCCUCCCUCUCCUCCUCAUCCAGUUACUCCAGCAUGGCCAACGGGCGGGUGUGGCAACGCGGGGAGCCUGGAGACACUAUCCCGAACGAGGAAGAGCUGCUGACCUCUGAGGAUGAGCACCACCGAGUGCUAGAGGUCAAGUCAGAAGCGGCUGGCUCAGAGCCCCAGGGCACCGGGCGCCUGUCUUACUACCCAUCCUAUGUGCCAAGGACCCUCAAGCCCACCGUCCCACCCCUGACGCCAGAGCAGUACGAGAUGUACAUGUACAGGGAAGUGGACACCUUGGAGCUGACACGGCAGGUGAAGGAGAAGCUGGCCAAGAAUGGGAUUUGCCAGCGCAUCUUUGGGGAAAAGGUGCUGGGAUUGUCGCAAGGGAGUGUGAGUGACAUGUUGUCCAGGCCCAAGCCAUGGAGCAAGCUAACCCAAAAAGGGCGGGAACCUUUCAUCCGGAUGCAGUUGUGGCUCACGGAUCAGCUAGGUCAAGGGAUAAGCCAGCAGGCCAACCCGCCACACGCCAGUCCUGAUGAGACUCAAUCUUCUCCCUCCCCACCACCCAGUCCAUCCGAGCAAGAGAAAAGUCCCCCCGAGCCCUUGAGUCUGACCCUAGAAAGCAGCAAAGAAAACCAGCAGCCAGAGAGCAGGUCAGGCUCCUCACUGAGUGGCAAGGUGUGUCCCAACAGCCAGGCACCCGUGGGCAUCCAGGAGAUCGUGGCCAUGUCGCCUGAGCUGGACACAUACUCCAUCACCAAGAAAGUCAAGGAGGUCUUAACGGAUAACAACCUCGGUCAGCGGCUUUUUGGAGAGAGCAUACUUGGCUUGACCCAGGGAUCCGUCUCCGACCUCCUUUCAAGGCCCAAACCGUGGCACAAACUGAGCCUUAAAGGGAGGGAGCCAUUCGUCCGCAUGCAACUCUGGCUGAACGAUCCACACAAUGUUGAAAAGCUGCGAGACAUGAAGAAAUUGGAGAAGAAAGCAUAUUUGAAGCGUCGCUAUGGAUUGGUCAGUGCUGGCUCAGACAGUGAGUCUCCCAACACCCGCUCAGAGUGUCCCAGUCCUAGCCUCCAGUCCCAAGAUCUCAGCCUUCUGCAGAUCAAGAAGCCAAGGGUCGUCUUGGCUCCAGAAGAGAAGGAGGCUCUGAAGAAGGCUUAUCAGCUGGAGCCAUACCCUUCCCAACAGACUAUUGAGUUGCUGUCUUUCCAGCUGAACCUCAAGACCAACACAGUGAUCAACUGGUUCCAUAACUACAGGUCCCGGAUGCGCCGAGAGAUGCUUGUGGAAGGUGCUCAGGAUGACACAGACCUAGAGCAGAGCAUGACCCCAUCCGGCAGCUCACUCAAGGGUCCACAGCCUCCAAGUCCUGACUCAGAAGGAGAGGACAGGAAGCCGAUGUUCAAAGAUGCUGAGUGCCAAGGGGAAAAGGAGUCACUGGUCCAGAUCAAGGAGGAGCAGGUGGAGACGGGUGAGAAGGAUGACUGUUCAGAUCCCAGAGACUCUUGUAGCUUGGAUGGGGAGACAGAGCCGACACCCAGGUCUACCCUCAAAGAAGAGCAGACAGAGGCAGCAUGCACAGGAGGCCCAAAUGAGGUUCCUAGCCUUACAUGGGGCAGUGCCCCACACAGCAAAACACAUGUACCUGGGACUCCUGAUUGCUCCUCUUUGCAUAACCGCAUGGAGUCAGACAAUGGUGAGAGGCUUCACCCUGACCCCAUUAGCUUUAAGUCCACUUCUGAAUCCUCCCGGUGCAGCUUAGAGGUCUCUCUGAAUUCUCCUUCUGCAGCCUCCUCUCCAGGCCUCAUGAUGUCCGUCUCUCCUGUCCCAUCCUCUUCCGCCCCCAUCUCCCCAUUGCCACUGAGCACCAUGGCUGCCAAAGUGCAGAGUUCAAGUCCUGCCACCGAUACGGGCACUGCGCCCCACAAUGCCAAACUGAGUACAAACAUCCAGCGACGGCAUGAGAAGAUGGCCAACCUCAACAGCAUCAUUCAUAGGCUAGAAAGAGCGGCCAACCGAGAAGAGACCCUGGAGUGGGAAUUCUGAAGGGCCACGUUAUUAAAAAGAAAGAAAGAAAGAAAACAAACGCCCAAAUUAAGUUGUUCAGAUUCUGUGGAACACAUUGAUGAAGCAGGGAAUAAUAGAGGAGUGUAUAUAGGAGUGUAUGUGUGUGUGUAUGUGUGUGUGUAUGUAUAUAUAUAUAAAUAUAUAUACACACACAUAUAAAAAUACAUAUAUAUAUAUAUAUAUUUUAUUAAUUUCAUCAAGUACUGAGGAAGAGACUAAAAAUCAGUUUCAUUUUGUUGAAAAAGAGCGAUUAACGGUUACCCUGUAGCCUCUUUUUUUUUUCCUUAGGUCUUGAUGGGAAGAUAAAACGACCUUUUGGUUUUAAAUGUGAAAACAAAAACAAACAAAAAAACUGGGAUCACUUUUAGAAGAAAAAAUAUUAAGAUAAUAUUUAUAGACCUCUUUUAGAUAUUUUAAUAAAAGGAAACUUUGGAAUUUAUAAACAGCUCAAGCUGCUUUGAUAUUAAAAGAUAGCUAUAAACUGUAUCAGUUGUGUCAUUAAAUGUCCACUGAAAGUCUUGUAGUUUGCCACUGGAUGAGAUUAAAAAUUAAAAAUUAAAAAGUUAUAACCCAGACUCAUUGAUCAAAGCCAUCAAGAAGCACUAUGAGACUGACCAAAAUUAUACUAAACUUGAUCGCCACGGGGAUGUGUGCUCUCCACAUUCGUCUGUAAGACGCUGCAUUUGCUAUGACCUUUCUGGAGACUUGUCUUAUAGUCCGUGAAGACUCUAAAAUUUGGAAUCCACGAUGCCAUCCUGAAUCUGUUGUUUAGUUCUGGUGGUAUGUUUUGAAACCCUUUUUUGUAACGCUGGAGGGAUUAAAAAGUGUUGCGUGCCGUUGUAUAUGUUGUAGAAAUAUGUUUGCAAUAGCCUUCCUGAACAAGAUGUAGCAUGGUUUCAGAACUGACUCCUCGGUCCUUUAUGCUUCCUCAAGUGGCCUGCAAGAAACUCCCAUAAAGGAACGCGCCAGAAACAAAGAAGCAGCAGCAGUCAAAAACAACAUUCUUCCCUGCCCGCUUUAGAAAUGCAGCACCUUUUAUUUCGAAAAGGUGUGUCUGGCAGCUUGAAAAGUCUGUGAUGCAUUUUGUUUGGCAAGGACAGACUUUGAGGAUAACCAAGACAACCCAUAAUGAAGGUUUACUCUCUCCUUCUUUUGCAUGGAAGUCACUGCCUUUUGCUUAGCUUGGUGUUUCAUUUUAGAAAGGAGCCACCAGUCUGAGCACUGACAUGUAUAGAGCAAAAACAUUGGCUCAUGCCUAAUUCAUUAUUUUUCUUUUUUCUUUUCUUUCUUAUUUCCUGACCCAGUCCUGAGCCCCGCAUAUGCGCAUGUGGAGCUCUUGUGUGUAUGUCAGUUCUCAUUCAUUUCAAGGGAUCUAGCAGAUCCAUGUGCACAAAGGGGCACACCUGGCCGAUCUGUGGAUGCAUUGGGGCUGCUGUGCAUUGUCAAAUGUCAAAUUGGGACAAAUGACUUUUUAACUUUCGUCAUGCCCAAGACUCUGUGUUUCUCACAGACACCACUGGAUUGCCACUCAAGCCAAGAAUCUCUUAUCGAGCGCAGAAUUUUGGCAUCCUGAAAGCAAAAGUGUUUUGUUUUUUUAAAAAGAGAGAGAGAGUCAAGUUUCUAGGCCUCAUUAGUGUGGAGAAGAACUUGAAGGUGUGUGGGCAGUGCCUGAUGAAAUCUCAGAAGCUGAGUGUGGCUAAGCAAAAGUUCCACUGGUCUGGAGGUGUAAGACUAAGAACUCCCUGCCUUCAAAGGAGACGAUCUGCUGCAUUUCUUCAGGAGGCAAUGUCCUGGACAGGGUAAUGGUUAGUUCUGCUGUAUCGGAAGUAAUCAAAUUAUCCAUUCACACUUGAUUGGAGAGGAGAGCUGGUCUUGUGGUAGCAAGCAUGACUUGUCCCUUUAGCUAAGCAGGGUCAGCUCUGCUUGCAUAUGAAUGGGAGACUUGAUGUGUGAAAAGCCCUGUAAGAUAUUCCCCUUAGGGGAUGGAGUCACCCUGGGAAGAGCAGAAGGUUCCAAAUUCCCUCCCUGGCAGGGCUGAGCAUCUCCAAGAUAGGGCUGAGAGAGAUUCCUGCCUGCAACCUCGGAGAAGCCCCUGCCAGUCUGUGUAGACAAUACUGAGCUAGAUAGACUAAUGGUCUGACUCAGUAUAUGGCAGCUUCCUAUGUUCCUGUGAUGGAGAGGUGGCAGAAUUAUCCAAUGGAGGCUGCAGGGCACAACUAGAGCAGCUCAGAACAGAAAGGAAUGUUGUAGCCUCAUCUCUGAGUGCUUGUGGAGGAUGAGUUUAUUCUCACUGCCGGCACGUUAGCUGUGAUCCUGUGGAACACGAGUCUGUCCAACCCCAGUUUUGGUAUUGCCACUUUAGCAGUUUGAAAUCAGACGUUUGAUUCCCUUUCCCCCCAACCCCCAAUUGAUGUGAUUGUUCUUAUUAUAGGACUUUGCACUCAUCCAUCAUCACCAGAGCUUAACAUGUUUGAAAGAGGCAAAGAAAAACCUGUCAACUAGGCACUGAGGCCAUAUGUUAGAUAGGGUGGCUUUCCCCCCACUGUAUGCAUUUUUGUCGGAAUGGAAGCUCUUUUUAUAUAUUGGCAGUUCCCAGUUUUACUCGAUCCGCACCAUUUGGCCCUGGAAGCACCGUCCACCCAGAUUUCAAUAAACAUCCCAGCUCGCCAUUUCCUUUUUUAACGGUUUGCAAGCCAGCAGGGAAUGGAAGGCUGGGUUCGAUCCACUUACUUCUCUCCUUGACACGCUAGAAAUUAGCUUUAGUGGAACAGGAUUUGAACUAAGCACUUAGGUAUAGUCUUUUGAACCCAGAGAGAAAUCCUGUUGUACUAAAAGCUGGCGGGACGUGUCAGUCACCUUUUCUUAAGUUCAUGUACUGUACUUUAAAAAGUUUUACAAGAUUGAUUGAACUUUGUUAAACAUUUUAAAGAAAGAAAGAAAAAGGACCACAAGUUCUGUAAAAGAGCCACUAAAAAUACAGAAGUUGUAUAAUGACUUGA
Messenger RNA from Hemicordylus capensis (graceful crag lizard), 7880 nucleotides. RefSeq names its product cut like homeobox 2 (gene CUX2). The record is from RefSeq and is a predicted model, not a curated record. Gene Ontology annotation, biological process: regulation of DNA-templated transcription. Gene Ontology annotation, molecular function: DNA-binding transcription factor activity, RNA polymerase II-specific; DNA binding. The transcript has 23 exons. Lineage: Eukaryota; Metazoa; Chordata; Lepidosauria; Squamata; Cordylidae. The coding region runs from base 250 to 4860 and encodes 1536 amino acids.